Messenger RNA from Eptesicus fuscus (big brown bat), 1272 nucleotides. RefSeq names its product methyltransferase like 26 (gene METTL26). Bases 481 to 1095 code for a protein of 204 amino acids. The transcript is spliced from 6 exons. The record is from RefSeq and is a predicted model, not a curated record. Lineage: Eukaryota; Metazoa; Chordata; Mammalia; Chiroptera; Vespertilionidae.
CAAGCGCCGCUGGUGUAGUGGUAUCAUGCAAGAUUCCCAUUCUUGCGACCCGGGUUCGAUUCCCGGGCGGCGCACGUACUCUUUUUAGUUUUUUUUUUUUUCUCCCCAUCUCAAAAAACUGUCGGUGACAGCAGAAAUUUCAAGACGAGAGAAAACCGGUGCAAGCACGAACGAGACCAUUUCAGAGUCACAAAGUGCUAUGAAAAUGUUAGGGCAGCUAUGGCGACAGAGUGCUGAGCUGAGGAGCACCUACACACCAGCGACCCAAACUCUCCGCCCGAGGCACCGCAGGGGCAGCCGCUCCCUAGGCGCCUCCAGAUGAUGCGGGCCCUUUAAACUGCUGCACCCGUCCUCCUGGGAACUGUAGUCCGUGGGGGAGGGCUUCGCGGGCGGCGGGCUUCCGGACGGCCUGACUACAACUCCCGGCGGCCCUCGCAGCGGCCGUACUACCGCUCUGGGAGGACUAGCUGUGGCACCGUGAUGCUUUUGGCAGCGGCCGCCGAGCGGAACAAGGAACCAAUUUUGCGCGUUCUGCGGCAGUAUGUGGACCCGGCUCAGCGCGGCAUUCGAGUGCUUGAAGUGGCCUCGGGCUCCGGCCAGCAUGCGGCCCACUUCGCGCGGGCCUUCCCCCUUGCAGAGUGGCAGCCGUCUGACGUGGACCAGCGCUGCUUGGACAGCAUCUCGGCCACCACUCAAGCCCAGGGAUUGUCCAACGUGAAGGCUCCGCUGUACCUGGACGUGACCUGGGGUUGGGAGAAAUGGGGCGGGAUCCUGCCGCAGUCGCUGGACCUGCUGCUCUGCAUCAACAUGACCCACAUCAGCCCCCUGAACUGCACCGAGGGGCUCUUCAGAGCAGCAGGACACCUGCUCAAACCCAAGGCGCUGCUCAUCACCUAUGGGCCCUACGCUGUCAAUGGGAAGAUCUCUCCCCAGAGUAAUGUGGACUUUGACCUGACCCUCAGAUGCAGGAACCCAGAGUGGGGGCUGCGGGACACGGCCUUCUUGGAGGACCUGGGCCAGGCCAACGGCCUUCUCUUGGAGAAGAUGGUGGAUAUGCCAGCCAACAACAAAUGCCUGAUUUUCCGGAAAGAGUAACCCUUCUUCCUGCAUGCCUAUGUCCCCAGUGAGGCCUCUUCUGGGACAAACCCAGAUAGCCAGCCCCUGCCUCCCUGGACCAGGCCAUGCAGACUGGCCUUGCCCAUUCUGGGGGCUCUUGGUCAGUGGCCACAGGGCUGCGGAGAGCCUGGGAAUAAAGUGUUUCCUGCUACCCUA